AUGAGUGCGAUUGUAAUUGCAGAGGCCAGCGACAGACCGGACAAGAUCCAGGUGCUCUUUGCCCUCCAUCAGGGCAUGGACACGUUGGACUUUACGGGUCCGCUUGAGACCCUGAGCUGGGCCCGACACAACACCGGUGGUAACAUCGAACGUGACUCUACAACCAGGGCCUUCAACUGCGUCCUUGCGGCCGAAAACGAGCAGGCCGUCACCGCGCAAGGCGUGACCAUCAAAGCGAACAUGGACUUUGAAGAAGCGCACUACAACCUCUCAGACUUCGACGUGAUGAUUGUGCCGGGCGGCGGGACGGAGCCCAUCCUUAAAGCCAACAACGAGCCCAUGAAGCUCAUCAAAGCCUUCGCGGAGCUGCAGAAGAAAGACCCCAGCAAGGAGCGCACGCUGCUGAGCGUGUGCACGGGGUCGCUGUUCCUGGCGCAGGCCGGCGUCCUGCAGGGCAUGUCAGCGACGACGCACCCGUUCUACUACACGCAGCUGGAGAUUCUGUGCCAGGAGGCAGCGCGCAAGGGCGAUCUGCAAGGCACCAAUGUCAUGGAGGAGCGCUACGUCGUGAACAACGCGCGGUUUGCGCUGGGCGAGAACGAGGACGAAAACCCCUUCAUCCUCAAGAAGCGGCCGGAUGGUCGCCGCAAGUCGAUUGCUCGUAAGGGCAGCGAUGCCUGGAAGGACGGCCGUCGUCGCGAGUCUGUCAUUAGGCGCGCAUCGAUGAAGCUUGGUGGCUUGCGCCUUAUUACUGCUGGUGGUGUCUCGGCGGGCAUCGAUGCGAGCCUGUAUUUGGUGAGUGCGAUGGUGUCUCAUGAUUCGGCUCUCGAGGUCGCCAAAACUAUACAGUAUGAUUGGCAGAAGGGCGUUACGGUCGAGGGCAUUGACGUUUAA
Aplosporella prunicola CBS 121167 is the source of this 894-nucleotide messenger RNA. RefSeq lists its product as uncharacterized. The transcript is spliced from 2 exons. The record is from RefSeq and is a predicted model, not a curated record. Lineage: Eukaryota; Fungi; Ascomycota; Dothideomycetes; Botryosphaeriales; Aplosporellaceae. Bases 1 to 894 code for a protein of 297 amino acids.